CAACCUCCCAAACCACCAAGGCAGGACAAAAUGAAGUUCCUCAAGGUCGGCCGAGUCGCCAUCAUCACCCGAGGCCGAUAUGCCGGCAAGAAGGUCGUCAUCAUCCAGCCCGUCGACAGCGGCAACAAGCCUCACCCCUUCGGCCACGCCAUCGUCGCCGGCAUCGAGCGCUACCCCUCAAAGAUCACCCGCCGCAUGUCCAAGACCCGCCAGGAGAAGCGCAGCAAGGUCAAGCCCUUCAUCAAGGUCAUCAACUACAACCACCUGAUGCCCACGCGAUACACCCUCGAGCUCGAGGGCAUCAAGGGCACCAUCUCCGCAGACACCUUCAAGGAGGUCAGCCAGCGGGAGGACGCCAAGAAGACGGUCAAGAAGGUGCUCGAGGAGCGAUACACCAGCGGCAAGAACCGAUGGUUCUUUACCCCUCUGAGAUUCUAAAUUAAAAAUCGUUUUCUCCAUCACGGUCUGGGAGUUGGCGGGAUGUAAAGAGCAUCGAUUGGUACUUUUAAGGAACCACGGUUUAUGGGCUCAAAUAUGAAGUUCAUUAUCAAUUUUGCAAACCAAAAACAUACAACUUUUCU
Molecule: messenger RNA, 581 nt
Organism: Trichoderma reesei QM6a
Lineage: Eukaryota; Fungi; Ascomycota; Sordariomycetes; Hypocreales; Hypocreaceae
Exons: 3
Coding region: 31-438 (135 amino acids)
Biological process (GO): translation
Cellular component (GO): ribosome; cytosolic large ribosomal subunit
Molecular function (GO): structural constituent of ribosome
Source: RefSeq, a predicted model, not a curated record